AUGGAGACCCCCCCGGGCGGGAGGCGAGGGCGCCCCCUGCGUCCCCCUGCUCCCCCUCGUGAUCCUUUCGUUUCUUCCGCGUCCCCUAUUUCCGUUCCCUUUCCUGCUGACCCUGAGCACUCGUCAGUUGUUUCUGCUUUCGCGCAUGAGGCGUCUGUUUUCGGUUCAGAAGACCGGUCAGAGACGGCCCUGCCCGCCCCGUUACGCCACGAUGCGCCGGCUUCGCUGUCGGUUCUGCACCUUCGCGGACAAGCUCCGGACCAUGGAGUUAGCCGGCAGUCCAGCAGCCCGCCCAGUCUGCCUCGUUCAGCACUCGCAUCGUCUUCAUCUGCAGCUGUCUCGCGGGCGUGCCGUCUGUCCAGCCAGCUUGCGGCCUCAACAGCAAAUUCGUCAAGGCUGGCAAGCCUGCCAAGCCAUUUCGAUCUAGAUCUGCCCCUCCUUUCUUCCUCGUCGUCCCCCGCCUCGGCACUUGAUUCACGUCUUUUCCACUCGGCUGCUGCCCACGACUUUGCGCCGCGUCUGCGCCUGCGCGAGAAAGACCAAGGAGGCCUUCCGCGUGCAGCGAGUGGGAGCCCAGAUACGCUGGGAGCGAAGGCCUCACAAGCGCAGCGGCCCUCUGCGCGUUUCGCAAGUUGCACGAGCCACGCAAGAUCUGUAUUUGGGACUGCCCAGAGCAGAAGGUCUGACGUUGGAGGUCCUAGCGGCGCCGCGCCCAGCACCCAUCCGCCCUCCCCCGUGCCAACCAGCACGACUCCACCGCCGCCGUCGGUCCCGAAGCCAAAGAGAAUAUUCAUUGGGACCGCGGCGCCCCCCACUGCAGGGGCCGGAGCCGGAGAUGGCCGCGGCGCUGUUGCGGCAGGAAAUGCUGCUGGAACAGCGGGAGGCCGCGGAAGUGUUGAUGGGACGCUCACGGAUGGCGCAGGCCGGCUCAGCGUGGACACGCGUCGAAGGGGGUCUGAGACGUCUCGCCAAAUGCCUGCACUCCCGGAGGACGUGACAGGCUCGGGGAGUCAGUCGGAAGAGGAGGACUUCUCGGGCAGUGAGAUCUCAUCUCUGAGCGGGGACGCGGGUCCGUCUCUCUGGGAGGAGGUUGACACGUCCCUUCUGUGGCGCUCGACUUCUUUUCUGCGGUGCGGCUCUCGCAUUCUGCUUCGGCCACACGAAGAGAAGCUGCCCUUCGCCCUCGGCGGCGUUGGCAAGCUGCGAAAUGCCACCGGGCGCCUGAACAAGCGCCAGCAACGCGGCGGCCGGGGGCGGGGAGCGAAGGCAAGAGUGAGGAGAGGUCGCUUGGGGCGGCACGAAGCGCGCGCGAAGGUCGAGGACCCUUGGGAGCAGCUGGCGUCUGCGCCGCCGCAGGAGCGCCACCGCUCAGCGCAGAUCGUCGACCCGAACCUCCUCGGUCGCGUCCUCGUACAGCUGGUUGACUCUGAAAAAGACCCGGGCGCUGCAGGGGCUGGAGACGGGCGUUACGUGGACCCCUGCGGCUUCAAGCCGGAUGCGCAGGCUCGGCCCGACAUCGUUGCGGAUGCGCGGCAGGAAAUCGUCCCCAUAGGGAUGCUGCCUUCAGGAAGCGCCUACGACCCCGAGAACCGAAUGGGGGAUUUGCUGUAUCUGUCGUCGAGCACGCCUGCGGCCAUCAUGGACACGCUGCGGAGGCGGUUCAUGCGCAAGGAGCCGUUCACGAAGUGCGGAAACCUGCUCAUCUCCAUUUUCCCGCCGACGAAUCGCGAGCGCCAUCUGGAGGCGGAGCUCAGCGAAGACAACAUGUGGCGCUACUACACGGCAGAGAUCCACGAGCUGCAGCCGCAUCCGUUCUUCGUCGCUCGCCGGGCCCUUGAGAACGUUUGGCUGAAGCGCAGGAACCAGUUUAUCCUCACUUUCGGGGAGCUCCGCGCGUGCCAGGAUGACAUUCAGAGACAGCUCGUCAGCUACAUCUACAAGUUCGCCCCCCGCGUCAAUCCAGCGGAUCGAGAGGUCAAGCCGGAGGCUGCGGCUCGCGCGCUCCAGGAGGCCGAAGAGCAGCAGAAAGACCUCCUGGCCGCAGUGGCGCGCGUGCGCACCUUGCUGGCGAUCACUACACAGCAGGAGGUUGUGUACGGGCACUGCGUGGAUAUGGUGCGGUUCGAGUUCGACGCGGACAACUGCCUCAUGGGCGUGUCGAUAGUCCCCAAUACAGCUCUAGAACCAUCUGUUGAACUGGCAGCGUGCGCAGGGCGGCGGACGUAUUACCCUCUGCCCAUGGCGAAUUUGUUCUACGCGCUUCUCUCCGGCGUGCACCACAACCCAACGCACGAGAUCCUUGCCCAGACGCAGCUCCACCCCGUCGACGCCAUGUUUUUGCUGAGUCGCUUGCCGCCGCAGCCGGUUCUGCCCUACGAAAAAAUCCAAGCGACAGCCUGUCUGCAGUUCUUCGAUGACCUGAGAGCCAUAGGGUGCACAGACGAAGAGAUCGGCGACUUCACGCGCCUCGUCGCUGGGGCGCUCGUCGCAGACGCUGCGGAGACAUGGCGAAGGUCGGAACAGGAGGUGGCCUCGAGGGAGGGCCCGCGCGUGACGACACCCGUGCCCCUUGUCGCCGGACGUGACGCUGUGGAAUUGCUUGAACAGAUCUGCGUCGUGCCGCUGGGCUCCCUGAAGAGACUGUACGAAGAAGAGGCCGAGUGGCAAGUGCGGAAUCUCGCGCUCAAGCUGUUCGCGCGGCUGCGCUGGUGGCUCGUCGGACAAAUCAACGAGGCGUUCCACAAAAAAGAUGCGACGCGCGUUCCCGAGACCAUCGUUUUGCUUGCCUCGACCGGUCUGGAUCUCCGGCGGCUUAACCCUUCGUGGUCUCUCUUGCAGCUGAUUCGCAACUACAUUGAUGAGUGCGCGCUGAAUCUCUUCGUCACCUGGGGCUUCAGCUACGAAGAGGAGCUGUACAAGCGGGAAGGUGUCCAGAGCCCCGACGUGGACUACUGCCAGCCGCUGGAGAUUUUGAAUGUGAUUGGGGGCCCUAAAGGGAUUUUCCAGAAGCUGAAGCAUCUGAACGGCGUCUUUGAGGGCGAGUUCGUCGUCGUGCCCACCAACGGAGGGAUCACGUCGGCGUUUCGCCUCGUGGACGCGGUUCUUAACAAUGUUUCCGACGACGGAUUUUUUUCCGUGCUGCCGGGGUUUGAGGAGGCGCGCGUUCGGGCGGUGCGCUUGGAAACACGGAUGGUGGCCUUUGACCAGAGGGAAGCAGAGAAGCAGAUCGCGGGCAUGUUUGUCAUGAGGAAGCCGCGCGGUCGCCAAGGCGACGAGGAUGUGAAGCGCCGCUCAGUCAUGAACUACUCCAGGAAGGAUCCAGUCCUGGGGCAGUUCGUGAUUCGCCACACGACCGGGCAAGUUCGAUACGACGCCCGCGACUUCGUCUCAGUGAACGCAGCGGCCUUCGCCUUCACGCGAGAGCUGAGAAUGACGCUGACUCAGUCGCGCCUUCCUCUGCUUCGCACGAUCCUCAUGGUCGACUCGGACGCCGAAGAGGGUCUGCCGCUCCACACGCUCAGAACCGACCUCGCCUCGCGCUUCUGCGAGCUGGCGAACGCUUGGCUGCGAGCGGAUGAGCUCGAUGCGCCGGAGGCUCAGUUCAUUGCGACGCUGAAUUCUGUGAGGCCGGAUAUUCCGUCUGUUGCGCUUGCGCGGAACGAAGACUCAGUCGAGGACGACAUCGUCGCGCGGGCGGCGUCCUUCACGCGCAGUCGCACCUUCAUUGCGGCCAAGCGCCUGCGCGGCAGCUGCAUCACCGCGGCGCUGGGCGACGAGUUCCACAGCGGCGCGCACGGGCGCGACCCGCUGGGCAUCUUUAACAGCGACAGCUCGAGCUCGUCUUCUUCGCAGUCGACCCCCGGCAGGCUCAGUCGGCUGCGCGGUCGCGACCGUCGCCUCCGCAAGCGCGAGCCAGGCGCGGACUCGUCCAGCUCUUCAGACUCCGACAAGGAGCCUACGCCCUCCCCGCUAGAGGAGGCGGCUCCUGCUGACGCGCAGGGCAGGCCUGCACUUUUUCGCAAGUUUCAGGGGCUGCAGGUCCCCGGCUUCAUGGAUACGUACACCACCGAGUUCACGUGGAAGGAAACCAAACCGGAAACUGUCCUCGAGCUCGCAGGCGACACCUCCAUCAUGUCGCGCCUGAACGAGUUCGGGGCGAAACUCGCGAUCCACGCGCAAAAUCUCGAAGAGAAACAACGCGUCUUCGACUACCUACACGUGGUCUCGCAACUCGAGGACCUACAGAUCCUGAAGUACUGCCGCUUCCACCACCAGGGCAUGACUGUGCGCCUCACUUUCUACGAAUUCCUCCGUCUCUACGCCGUUCUUUUCGUCCCGGUCGUCUACUCGCACCAGUCUGUGGAAGAGCUCAUCAACGCGCGAAAGCCCAAAGACGCAGUCAUCUAUCUGCUGCAGUCAUUCGAGGUUCCCCCUUCGGAGUACCAGCUCGGGCACUCUCUCGUCUUCUUCCGGAAAAGGUCUUUUUUAAUUCUCGAGAUGCAACGGGCGGCGUCCCUGCGGCGCGUCCUCCCCGCAGUGCUGGUGCUCCAGCGGGCGUGGCCUACUUUCCGCGCGCGGCUCUUUCGCACAGAGAUGCACUGGCUGGCGGUUCGCGCGCAGAGCCAGGCGCGGAGAGUCAUCGCGUGCGCCAGGAAACGCGAAACCGACAAAGUCGUCAGCCUCCUCACAGGCGUCGCCCUCUUCGGCAUGCACAUCUACCGAUUCCGCCGCUCAAACAUCACGGAGGAACAAAUGGCCAACAUGGAGCAAAAAUAUCGCGACCGAGAAGUUUUCUGCAUCCGGUGGGCGGGCGCGGUCUUCAUCCAGUCCUGGUGGCGCAGCAUCAUGGCGCGGAAGCUCGCAGGGAAAAUGCGUCACGAGCUGCUUCUCACGUUCGCGUCACAGGUCAUUCAAAAUGUCUGGCGCCGCUUCAAGGCUCAAGAGACGCUGCUCGAGAAGAUCGACCUAGGAAUCACUCCAACGGAGGCAGCGAAGCGCAUCCAGGCGCAAGUCCGGAGGUGGAUUUGCCAGCGACGCUACCAUCGUCUGCGCGGCCUCGCCCUUGCGCUUCUGUCGAUUCGCCGCAAAGGCUCGAAGCUCUACAGCUUGCGCGUGCAGCUGAACUACACGCCGAUCAUUAAGCACACAACUGUCGUCAGAGAUAUGCUCAACAUGCAAAACGAAGGCGCUGUGCUGAAGCUCCAGAGUCUUUUCCGCAUGGCCUAUAUUCGCAAACAGUACCUCGCACUUCGAGACGCUGUGGUGUAUUGCCAGGCGGCGGCGUUCACGCAGAUUCGCAGGUACGAAUUUCUUCGAGCGAAGAAAGCUGUGGUCAUCAUUCAGCGCUGGUGGCGCCUGCGGAAGAUGCUACUGGAGGCUUCGAUCGAUUACGCGCUCGCACCGGCGGCAAAGCUACCCAAGGGCAGCUUGCCGUUCUUGGCUCGAAGAGAAAAGACCUCCGUCUCGCUCCUCCGCGCGCCGCUGCUCGCCUCUCAGGGCUUCUUUGACGGCUUCACUCAGCGCUCAGACCGACGCUUCCUUAGUCUACUGGAUUUUCAGGCCUUCCGCGAUAUUAGGAACGUGUAUCCGCAGACGUGGGCAACUCCGCUGCUGCGCCUGCUGGAGCAGAUUCAGGCAGAGGCGAACGAGAUUCAGGAUAUCCACACUUCUGUCGAGAAGGGCGCAGCCGUUAACUUGGAGCAGAUCGAGAUCGGCGGCCAGCACUCGCUCGUGCUCCUGCAGCAGCGCGUGCGCGUGGACCGGCAGGACUUUGGCCAGAAAGUGACUUGCAAAGGAAAGGGCCUUUACGAGGAGUUCGCCGUCUUCCGCCCCACCGUGUACGCUUGGGGUUGGAACGACCGCGGGCAGCUCGGCAUGCCCGAGACUACGAUGCGCUCCAACGGCCUCGUUUGCGCCGGACCGCUUAAAUUCAUCGACCGCGGCUUCCGGAAAUACAAAGACAAAAAGACAGGUCACCUGGUGCAUGUGCUGUCGCACCAAGUCGACUAUUCGUACCAAGUCACCUGGGUCGGCGCGGGACUGGACCACUGCGUGGCCUUCGUGGGCGACGGCCUGGUCUUCUCCUGGGGCGACAACAGACUCGGCCAGUGCGGGCUCGGCCACCGCAUCAUAAGCGCCUACGAGCCGCAGCUGAUCCGCUCGCUCAAGGAACAGAACAUCAUGGCUGCGCACGGAAGCGUCGGCGCGCGACACACAGCCAUCGUCGCGGGAGACGGGCAGUGCGUCAUCUUCGGGUCUGGCGCGUUCGUCGCGCUCGACACGAUUCCGCCAGACAGCAACUUCUACACGCCGUGUCGAGUGCCGCUGCCCUACGACAAGCCCGCCAUGAUGGUGUCGUGUGGUUUCGCCUUCAACAUCGUCAUGGUGAGCCGAGCGUCCGGAGUAUUCGGUUGGGGGCGUAACGACCGCGGCCAGCUGGGCAUUGGUCCCGACCGCAAGUCCGUUCGCGACGCGCCGAUCUUCAUUCCGCUGCCGCAGACGCCAGGACUCCCGUUGAUUGUUGAAAAGAUCGCCACGGGGCCAGACUUUGUCGUCGUCUGCGUCUCCCCUGCCAAGGGGUGCAUUUACACAUGGGGCGCCCACCUGCUAACCGAUGUCCCCAAGACGGAAAGCUCUGCCGUGGCGAAGGCGGCGGCCGCGUUCACGAAUCCGUUUUUGAAGAUGCAGGCCAAGAAGGCUCCAGCCACAAAGACCGGCGGGCCCGCGGCGAAGCCUCCCUUCAAGCCCUGGACGAAGCGCCGCGCGGUUUGCGAACCGACGCUCGUCACCCACCCUCUCUGGCGCGGGCGACGCAUCACCGACGCAGCCUGCGGGCCGCGCGAAGUCGCGGUGCUGACCGAGCUAGGCGUCGUCUACGGCUUUCAAACGUCUAAAAUCGAGUGGAUUGAGGAAGAGAAACCGGAGCAACAGGAACAGCCCGCCGCGCAGCCGUUCAGCUUUUUCUUCAAGGUGAAGGCUCCCUCGCCGAAAGAGGAGGCCGCGGCCAAGCCCUACGCCCCGUCCGCGGCUUUCAAGCCCGUCAAGGGAAAAUACACUCUCGAGCCCGCGCUCUUCAGCUUCCGCUUUGCAAGGCCGGCCCGCAUGGUUGUGAAGAGUCUUCACAGCUCCUACAGCAACGUCUCGUGCAGCAGCUUCUGGGCCACGUCAGUGCGCCGAACGCGGCGAGUCGCAGAAGAGCAAACUGCCGCCGCGUCUCCAGAGGUUCUCAAGGAGCAGUUUUCGUGCACAGGCGAUCCGCUGCAGUUCCCGCCAGCAGUUUUGGCGAAGGCGCAGCAGGAGCAGAAGGAACUUCAAGAGGCGCAGCUAGCCGGCAUGCACCAGCCGCUACCCAAAUUGAAGGACUACGUCCCCUGGCGAUCCGAGGCAGCGUGGGAUCACCUGAGUCCCGAUCCUCGCUUGCUCGCGCGGAUGCGUGCGGAGUACAGCAAGGAAGCGGUGAAAAGUCCGCUGUACAUGGUGACCGAUAUGAACCACUAG
Molecule: messenger RNA, 7497 nt
Organism: Besnoitia besnoiti
Lineage: Eukaryota; Apicomplexa; Conoidasida; Eucoccidiorida; Sarcocystidae
Product: myosin head (motor domain) domain-containing protein
Exons: 33
Coding region: 1-7497 (2498 amino acids)
Biological process (GO): actin filament organization; vesicle transport along actin filament
Cellular component (GO): cytoplasm; vesicle; actin cytoskeleton
Molecular function (GO): microfilament motor activity; ATP binding; actin filament binding
Source: RefSeq, a predicted model, not a curated record